ACCCAUCACUUCCUUAGUGGAGCAUUUUAGCUCUCUCUCUCUCUCUCUCUCUCUCUCUCUCCAUUACUACGUUUUCGCUCCAUUGGGGAAACGCCGAGCUCUCGUUUCCCCUCGAUCGACGAGGAAGGAGAAGCGUUUUCCGCGUAGAGCUACAGAUUAAGCUUCUUUUGCCGCGUAAUCUUUGCUCAGCAUGAUGACGCACGCCAAGUCGGAAUCUGACGUCACUAGCCUGGCGGCGUCGUCGCCGCCGCGGUCACCGAAGCGCGGGGCCGUCUACUACGUGCAGAGCCCGUCGCGGGACUCGCAUGACGACGGCGACAAGUCGUCUUCGAUGCACGCCACGCCGGUGUACAACAACAGCCCGAUGGAGUCGCCGUCGCACCCCUCGUCGUUCGCGGGCCGCCACUCGCGAGCCUCCUCCGUGAGCCGGUUCUCCGGAAACCUCCGAUCCGGCUCUGGCCGCAAGGCAGCGGGUCGGGGCAAGCGCGGCGGCGGCGGAGGUGGCGGGGUCGGCUUGGUCAAUGAGAAGGGGUGGCCCGAAUGCGAUGUGAUCGAGGAGGAGGGGCCGUACGACGGCCUCGAUGACGACCGAGGGAUCUCGCGCCGGUGCCAGAUCGCGCUCGGGUUUCUUAGCUUCGUGCUGCUGUUCACCGUGUUCUGCCUCAUCAUAUGGGGUGCGGCACGGCCUUACAAGCCCAAUAUCGUCGUCAAGAGUUUGGAAAUGAGUAACUUCUACGCUGGCGAGGGUACGGACCAUACCGGAGUUCCAACCAAAAUGGUCACAGUAAAUUGUACUUUGAAGAUAAACGUGUACAACUCCGCAGCAAUGUUCGGCAUUCAUGUUUCUUCGAGCCCCGUUCAGCUCAUCUUCUCGGAGAUAACAAUUGCUACUGGGGAGCUGAAGAAGUACUACCAACCCAGAAAGAGCCACCGGACCGUCUCGGUGGUCAUACACGGCGAGAAGGUUCCUCUUUACGGGGCCGGGGCAGGGCUGGCUCUGUCGAGCACCGGCAGCACCGUCCCGCUAACCCUAGAUUUCGAUAUCACCUCUCGCGGUUAUGUCGUCGGGAAGCUCGUGAGAGUGACGCAUCGGAAGCACGUCACUUGCUCGUUCACCAUCGACUCCAAAAACACAAAGCCGAUUAAGAUCUCGCGGAACUUAUGCUCCUUUGCUUGAUCCCUGCUCUUAAAUUUUUACCAGCAAGGAGAUUUGGUUUGCUUGUUUAUUGUUAACUAGAGAGGUAAUGUUGCUUUAUUUAUAUAGCGAAAUUUGGCGAUUAUUAUAUAUUUGUUGUAUGUCGAGAGAAAUAAGUCAUGUUUAGUUGUUUGCUGUUAAUAUAUUUCUCUAUUAAUUCCUUAGGCAAUGGAGGAGAUUCUGCUUUAAUAAGAUCUACAUAACUAUGAUGUACACUUUUUUCCUUUUGAGCUUGUGUUACAGGAACUGUUGGUGAGUAUUUAAUUA
This is a messenger RNA of Ananas comosus (pineapple), 1462 nucleotides long. RefSeq lists its product as uncharacterized. The coding region runs from base 191 to 1177 and encodes 328 amino acids. The transcript is spliced from 4 exons. NCBI's taxonomy places the organism in Eukaryota, Viridiplantae, Streptophyta, Magnoliopsida, Poales, Bromeliaceae. The record is from RefSeq and is a predicted model, not a curated record.